AUGGCUAAUUCGCCUUCCGUUGAAUUAUUCCCACCGCCGGGGGCGGCUGGAGUUUCCAGUCAAAACCCAAAUAAGACUAACGAAGAAGAAGAACAAAAAAGUAGCAGAAAAUGGAGCAAAAGAAAGUACACCCUCCUUGUAGUACUGAAUUACGCGCUGCUCUUCUCGGGCUCGAUAUCAUCGACCCUGAUUUCGAAAUACUAUUUCAUCCACAAGGGGUCAAGCAAAUGGGUGUCCACAUUUGUCCAGUCUGCGGGGUUUCCUCUUCUGCUGGCACCCAUUUAUCUCCCUUUCAUCCUCGGGUGCAUUAAGAGGCGGCCCUUUACUGGGCUGACCCGGCGCCUGCUGCUGCUGUCAGCUGGCGUGGGGCUUUUAUUGGGAGUCAACAAUUUACUCUUUUCCUUGGGGAAUUCCUACUUGCCCGUUUCUACCUUCUCUCUCCUUCUCUCCUCACAAUUAGCCUUCAAUCUCAUUCUCUCCUUCCUCAUAGUAAACCAGAAGCUCAAUUUUCUCAACCUAAAUUGUGUUGUGCUGUUGACUAUGAGCUCCGUCCUGUUGGCCCUUAGCUCCAACAAGGACAGGCCGCCCGGAGAGCAUUUAUGGGUGGGGUUUUUUUCGACCCUUGGCGCGGGGCUUUUGUUUGCCCUGUACCUGCCAGUGAUGGAGGUCAUCUACCGGCAGGUCGAUUGCUACGGCAUGGUGGUGGAGAUGCAGCUGGUGAUGGAGGUGGUGGCCACGGCGUUCGCGGGGGCUGGGAUGUGGGCGGGCGGUGGGUUCGCGGACAUGAGGGUGGAGAGCAGGGGCGGGUUCGAUGAGGGGCCGACGGUGUACUGGGUGACGAUCGGCGGGAAUAUAGUUGUGUGGCAGUUGUGCUUCGUGGGGACGGCCGGGAUGGUAUUCCUGACGACGUCACUCACUGGGGGGAUCUGCAUGACGGGGCUCAUGGCCGCAAAUGUGGUGGGAGGGGUGGUGGUUUACGGGGACGAGUUUGGUGGGGUCAAGGCUGUGGCGGCACUCGUCUGCGUCUGGGGCUUCUCUUCCUAUCUCUACGGGAUAUGUGUGAAAAAGUUUGAAUUGUGCAUAGCGGAUUUUGGGAUGAGAAUGUUCAUAAAAAUGGACAGGCAGAGAUGA
This is a messenger RNA of Striga hermonthica, 1131 nucleotides long. The record is from the annotation of a GenBank genome assembly. Lineage: Eukaryota; Viridiplantae; Streptophyta; Magnoliopsida; Lamiales; Orobanchaceae.